AUGCGAUUCACCUUGUUGCUCUUAUAUACCGUUAGCGCUUUGGCAGCAUUUCAUGAGUCCAUUGAAGAUGCAGCGCGCAUAGCGCGAAGACUUGUGGAUGCAUCUCCUCUUUCUGUUGGAACCAUGGCUACCGUCUUUCCAUCUGACGAUCCAUUACUUCCCGGUUACCCCUUUUCCUUGCAGGAGUAUUAUGCCAGCUGCCUUACCAAUGGAUCGCUCACCCUUCUAUUCCUCCCUAUAUCCCGCCACAGUCGGAACAUAUUAGCCUCGCCUUCACAUCUGGUUUCUAUAUCAAUCACCUCGGAGUUACCUGCGGCCCAUAAACCCCGCGUGUCAUUGCUGGGGAAUGUGACAAUCUUCACCGAUACUGAAAGUGUUGACAAUUUGACGGAAAUCAAGAAGUGCUACCUGGAGAAACAUCCUGACGCCAAGAGAUGGUUACCAGGUGAUGACGAAGGGGCACAUCUUUCUUAUUGGGCUAGAUUCGAUCCUGAAUGCGUCUAUUUUGUCGGCGGCUUUGGCGGGCGACAUUAUAUCGGUUUCAUACCCAUGGAUCUCUAUCAGAACGCGAUUCCUUUGCACGGUUCGGCUGUUACUUACUCGUCCGAAUACGUGUUCCAGAAACAGGAAUCGUAG
Desarmillaria tabescens is the source of this 636-nucleotide messenger RNA. RefSeq names its product pyridoxamine 5'-phosphate oxidase-domain-containing protein. The transcript has 7 exons. Lineage: Eukaryota; Fungi; Basidiomycota; Agaricomycetes; Agaricales; Physalacriaceae. Bases 1 to 636 code for a protein of 211 amino acids. The record is from RefSeq and is a predicted model, not a curated record.